CAAGUCAAAUUGUAAUUUUGAAUCAAGAUGGCAUCCAGAAAAAAACGUUACCCUCCUCCGUGGGCAAUCCACCGGCGUCAGCCUAGUGUUUCGGCCAGCGCCAACAGCAGCGGAGUUGUGCUCGGUUACGAUAAGGGUGAGAGGGUCACUUUGCAAAAAAUUCCGUUUAAACCUGAUGAGAAGAGGGAUGAAGAAAGUGAGCGCUACUGGGAAAAUCUCACAAAGUUACGCGAUGAUAAUCUGGUCCAGUAUCGCAGCUUUACGCUACAGGAUGAUGGCAGAUACCUUGCAAUGGAGUUGUGUCAGGGAACGAUGCUCGAAUACUGUCGCGGAAAAUUAGACAGCGCAAUUGCGUCACUCGUUAAAGGAAUUGAUGUCAUGUGGCAAAUUACGUGCGCUGUCGAUUACCUCGAUCGCCAAGGAAUUGGGCACGGAGAUUUGAAACUGGAAAAUGUGCUUUUUAAAAAAGUCGAUUCGGAACCCCAACGGGUUAUUGCCAAACUAUCCGGAUAUGGAUGCAAUUUUCUCCAAUCUAGGGAUGACGUCAAGACGGAUUUCUCCAAACUCGGCCGCUUUUACAUUUCCGCUGCAACUAAAAGGGAGACGAGGCCAAAGGGACCUCGCACCACGUGGAAUUUGGUUGGAAUCGAUUCUGAGGCCCAAAAUCUUGCAUUGGAAUUGAUUAAUCUUGUGGCUAUUGCUAAAAAACCGUUUACGUUUGAAGCUGGCACAUUACUGCGACACCCGUUUUUUAUCCGUUACUGCCAAUUUGCGUUACCAAGACUAUUUAACGAGCAGGCUAACAAGGAAAUUUUGACAAGGUUAAAAAUGAAAGAAAACCUUACAAUAUGGACGAAAUCUUUAGGUAAUGGCCAGCCUUCACACGAAGAUUUCAGCGACCUAGAGAGGAUUCUUUUUUUAGAAAAUAAAGACAUGGAAACUUCGUUAAUUGAGGUGUCCACAAGAACACUUGAAUUACUUUCGCAAUACAUUUGGCAUCUUUCCACUACCUCAGCUGCCAUCCCUCAAGUAGAUAAACAAAGAUCCCGUCUGGAAAUAAGAGAGCCUUUAGGAAAUGGGAGUUUUGGAGAUGUGUACAAAUGUUUUUAUACCAAUAACGACGGAAUGCAAAUUCUGGCUGCCUGCAAAACAAGUAAAACAGGCGACGAAUCCAUUAACGUAUUUCAACGCGAAAUCGUUACUCUGAAGCAACUGGAGAAUUUAUUCAUCAUUAAGUACCUAGAAGUCGUAGAAGUGGAUAAGAAACCGUAUAUCGUCAUGGAAUUGUGCCAGGGCUCCUUAAAGGAGUACGUUCUAGGAACGUUGAAACGAAUUCCUAAAGACUCGUUCGAUGACAAAAUAAUAAUAAGUCAAGUAGCCCUUGGCAUGGCCUACCUCCACAGCAAAGGAAUCAUCCACAAGGAUUUAAAACUCGAAAAUAUCCUACUUCAAUGUCAACCGCCUAAAUCCAAUAUUAUAUUGAUCAAGAUCGCUGAUUUUGGAAUUGCUAAAAAACUGAAACCGGAAUCUUCUAGUUUCAGUGUGACUAGUCUCCCUGGUACACAAUCUUACAUGGCACCCGAACUUCUCCGUGCUCCUGAAGGCCUUUAUCCGGCCAAUUUUUCCAGCGACGUGUAUGCUUUGGGCAUAACAAUUGCGCGAAUUGUGUUAAAAGGAGAUCAUCCUUUCCCUGGCCCCCUUUACGCACAAACGAAUUCCAUGGCUCGGGGGAUGGUUCCACCAAAUCUUCAACAUCUCAAUUGGGACCUGAUUGAUUUGAUCCUCAAAUUAACAGAUAAAGAUCCAGGAAAACGUCCUAGCAUGGCCUUAGUUUUGUGCCAUCCAUAUUUCGUCUUGACAAAUGACAAGACCAAAAGACAUUUCAUCGAUCAUCUAUGGGCACACAGCAAUUCGAAGGAGGAUAAAAAGAAUUCAAUGAAACAAAUGUUCAACAGCCACAAUUUCCAGGAGUGGUACACAACAAUCACUGCUGAUACGCAAGAAACUGCCAAGGAGAUCGCCGAUAGGGAGGAAACUCAUCGAUUGUUUAGCCAAAUUCAACCAGAUUGCACAGUUGAAAGUUUGUACGGUCCGGCCAAACAAUACAAACAAAAAAUUCAAAACGUAUUGAAAGCGGAAUACGAUGAUAAAAUUGCAAAUCAAAUCAACCAGAUCAUUUCGAAUCACGUUCUGUUUGUUCACGAUCAUACCCAUGGUCGCACAAUUUCGCAACCCACUGCCGAAUCGAUUGACCAUAGAGAAACAUCGGAAAAGAAUGCAAACCUAGGAAAUGAAAUUAGUAAGACGAGUACAGUGCAAUUUCUACAAAACCAAUUUUCCCUAAACCGUUUGCACAAAAUGGUUAAAACUAAGCCAGCGCUUUUGGUGUCGUAUUUGUGGUCUUGCUUGGCCGACACGAUCAACAACAAACCUGCCGAUCCAUCGGAGACCGCAAUGAAUCAACAAAACCCGAUGUCUUCCGGCAAAAGGAAGUAUCAACUAGCACAAUUCAGAAAAUUGAUUACCAACGAGUUGCAAUGGAGCAGUUUGUUCUAUGAUGACGACGAACAAAUCGCCGACGAGCUAUGGAAAAUGAAGUAUCCCGAAAGUAACGAAAUUCCACAAGAAGCGAAAAAAGAAAUUAUGCGAACAGCGGCGAAAUGCAACAUCUCGCCAGCUAUUUGGUCGGAAUUGCUGAAUUGGAUGGGAACAAGCGCCGAUUCAGUUCUACUUCACGAAGUAGUUCAAAGCCACGUUCCAAAUGCUCCAAAAAUUGCAGAUAUGCUUCUACAAAAAUAUUUGUUGAAGGAAGAACAACUUUCUUCGUUUCAUUUGGUGGCCUUUAAUGAAGGAAGCUAUGCAUACGGUAUCAUGAAAAUGCUUUUUGAUAACAAAAUAAUUCCAACCGUAACCGAAGAUGGACUUACUCCGGUUCACAUCGCAGCCCAAAAUGAGUCGAAUUGCGGAUGGGCGAUGUUAAAACUUCUCCUGGAUAACGGAGCGGACCCAAACGCUCGUUUUCAAAACGGAACCACACCCGUCCACUGGGCCGUCAUGAAUCAAGGGAGGCACGCAGCCGAAAUGUUAAAACUCCUACUCGAUCGCGGUGGCGAUAGCGAUAAGAUCGAUGAAAAUGGUCUCGAGCCAAUUCACUAUGCAACGUUGAAUACUAGUGAUUCUGCAUUCAUGCUGUUGGACGUGCUCCUUAAAAAACGAGGUGCCAACGCCACUGACAGCACUGGAAGAACGUUACUUCACUUUGCAGUGUUAAAUGAAGGACAUUUUGCACAAGAAAUAUUAAACAAAUUGAUUGAAAGUGGAGAAAACCCUAAUGCCCGAGAUGACAAGGGACGAACCCCCCUUCACUUAGCAACACGCGAUGAAAAAAUUCAUCAACUUGAAUUGAUGCGAAUUUUGUUACAAAACAGCGGCGAUCCGAAUGCUAUCGAUCAAUCAGGAUGGACACCUGUUCACUACGCAGCGGCUAGUGAAAACGAAGAUGCCCAUGAAAAACUGAAACUUUUGUUAACUUGUAAGGAAAAUUUAACUAUUCAAGACAAAGACGGACUCACACCUAUUCAUUGUACCAUCAUCAAUAAAGGCAAAUGUGGGGACAAAAUGAGAAAACUGGUGGGUGUAAACCCAGAAAAAACAAACGCACACCUCAACUGCAAUGGUGAAACGCUUCUUCAUAACCUUGUCAGUAAGAAUGACGGUAAACUGGAUCUUGUUCAAAUGGUAAUCGAUAAUGGAGGCGAUCCCAACGCAACAGACAAGUUUGGACGCUCACCUGUUCACUCAGUUGUAAGGCUGAACGAGUCACUCGCGGGACUAAACAUGUUGAGGUUGCUGCUUGAAAAUGGAGGAAACGUUAACCUACAAGACAAGGCAAACCAAUUCACACCUGUUCAUUAUGCGGCAUCUAGUUUGAAACUGGGAGUACCUGAAAAGAUGAAGAUCCUCCUUAAAAGCGGCGGAGAUGUAAAUAAGCAGGGCAAUGACAGGAUCACACCUUUACAUUUAGCGGUUGGAAACUCGGGAAUUUACGGACCUCAACUGACAAGAAUGUUACUCAAACUUGAAGCUAAUCCGAAUGCUAUGGAUACCCAACAGCGAACGCCUUUGCAUGAAGCAAUCAGAAAUGCGCAAGAUGACAUUAGUUUUGACGCUAUCCACCAACUGGUCGGAAUGGGUGCAAAUCCGAACGCUCGCGAUAGCAACGGAUGGACGCCGAUGCAUUACGCCGUCCAACAUAGAAGACGCAAUUCGGUCAAAAUGGUGGAGCUUCUGUUACAACAUGGAGGAAGCAUGAAGAUCAAAGACAAUAAAGGGAUGACGCCCCACCGUCUUGCCAAAUGCUGCCUGCCCGAGUGCUUGCCUAUUUAUAAACGUCUAAAUAACGAAGAAUAACAAAAUACCUUUUACAAAAGGUGGUACGGCAGUUGCUUUUUUAACGUAGUCAUUCUGUAUUACUAAAAAAUUCAAUCUUCAUUAUGCAAAU
Daphnia carinata is the source of this 4501-nucleotide messenger RNA. RefSeq lists its product as uncharacterized. The coding region runs from base 28 to 4410 and encodes 1460 amino acids. The record is from RefSeq and is a predicted model, not a curated record. Gene Ontology annotation, cellular component: cytoplasm; nucleus. Lineage: Eukaryota; Metazoa; Arthropoda; Branchiopoda; Diplostraca; Daphniidae. Gene Ontology annotation, biological process: protein phosphorylation. Gene Ontology annotation, molecular function: protein kinase activity; protein binding; ATP binding. The transcript has 10 exons.